Molecule: messenger RNA, 1193 nt
Organism: Phlebotomus papatasi
Lineage: Eukaryota; Metazoa; Arthropoda; Insecta; Diptera; Psychodidae
Product: S-methyl-5'-thioadenosine phosphorylase
Exons: 1
Coding region: 154-978 (274 amino acids)
Biological process (GO): nucleoside metabolic process
Cellular component (GO): cytosol
Molecular function (GO): S-methyl-5-thioadenosine phosphorylase activity
Source: RefSeq, a predicted model, not a curated record
GUGAAUGACAUCUUUGGAAAGAAUUUCUGCCGGUGGGAUUACCUAAAUAAUUUGCUGAAUAAUCAGUGCUCUAUUACUCGUGGUAGCUUUAAGGUAGUCCGGGAGAUUAUUCUAGAUUUUUUUGAGCGUGUUUUACAAGAACAACGUGCUAAAAUGUCAAAGGUUCCUGUGAAAAUUGGUAUUAUUGGAGGAUCCGGGUUGGAUGAUCCAGAUUUGUUGGAGAAUCGCGUGGAGAAAUUCAUGACAACGCCUUUUGGCUCACCUUCGGAUGCUCUGAUUGAGGGCAAAAUUCGGGGGGUGGAUUGCGUCCUGUUGGCUCGUCAUGGAAGGAAACACAAUAUCAAUCCCACCAAUGUUAACUACAGAGCAAAUGUCUGGGCUAUGAAGAUGUUGGGAUGUACUCAUCUGGUUGUGACAUCGGCCACGGGAUCCUUGAGAGAGGAAGUUAAGCGUGGAGACAUUGUCAUCCUGGAUGGAUUUAUCGAUAGGACAACAAAACGUGAAACGACAUUUUAUGAUGGGAAAGAAGGGCAUCCCGAACGUGUUUGUCAUGUGCCCAUGCAUCCAGCUUUCUGCGAGCGUACCCGUCAAGUACUCAUUGAGACAGCAAAAGCUCUGGGAGUGUCUGUCCAUGAGAGAGGAACAGUCGUGACCAUUGAGGGCCCAAGAUUCUCAAGCAGGGCCGAAAGUGAAAUGUUCAGAUCCUGGGGAGGAACUUUGGUGGGCAUGACUCAAGUUCCGGAGGUUUGUCUGGCCAAGGAGGCAGGUCUUUUGUAUGCUACAGUUGCCAUGGUGACAGAUUACGAUUGCUGGAAGGAUAGUGAGUGCGUGUCAACUGGAGAAGUCUUGAAAACCUUCCAGGAGAACGUUUGGAAGGUGAAAAACCUCCUCAUUGAUGCUGUGGCCAAGAUUGCUGAACAAGAUUGGACGGAGACUGUGCAAGCAGCACGAGAACUUGUCAAAUCCAACAUGAUGUAGAGUAGAGGGGCUUAGUCAGGAAGCUGAGAGUCAUUGGAUUGCCCUAUCAGCAGAAAAAAUGAUAAGAUUGUUCAAUGAGGCAAUAAAGUGCCACUACUUGUAUUCUACAAUCUAUAUUUUUGUUUAUUUUUUUUUCUUUCAAAGAAAAAUUUUCCCAUAGUAAUUUUAAGCUAUAUUUUUGUGAAAUAAUUAAAUAAAAUACAAAAUGCAGAAAA